Messenger RNA from Nematocida homosporus, 477 nucleotides. RefSeq lists its product as uncharacterized. The coding region runs from base 1 to 477 and encodes 158 amino acids. Lineage: Eukaryota; Fungi; Microsporidia. The record is from RefSeq and is a predicted model, not a curated record. The transcript has a single exon.
AUGCCCGAAGAGAAAGCACCCACUGUACUAAACCCCCCCGAAAGUACCACUACGCUUCCACCUACCAUAGAGAAGCCCGACACAAAACCAGAGCCCAAUAAGCCAGCUGAACCAGCACCUGCACCCAGCACCAACCAGCCUAAGCCAGUUCCAGUUGCCCAUCUUACUAAGACUCUUUCCCAAAAGGAAGGUAUGAAGCGCAAGAAGGUCAAACUAGGUGAAAAAGACUACUACGUAGUUACUCUAGAAGAAGUCGAAAGAUACAAAGACCUCCAGCCCAAAUACAAAUCCGAUGCCAUGUCUGCCUACAUCCUCUAUAUGCAUACUGAGUUCAUCGAUGACCUUCUACGUCUACGCAAUCCCAGUAAGCUCAAAUCUCUAGCCCAUGGUGUCGGCAUCUUCAUCGUUGUCCUAGUUAUUUUAGGCAUCCUCGGCUUGAUCGCAUAUGCCCUUCUCUCCGGAUACUUUAGCAAAUAA